CUGAGGAGCUGCAUCCCACGUUGGACUGAAACGCUUCCCUAAUCCUGUUUCUUUGUCUCUAACUGGACUAAAUCAUUAAAAAAGCCAGCAUGUUCUGUAAUAUGACAUCUAGGUUUCAUUCUCAAUGUACCUAAACUGUCCAUUCCAGAAAUUUGGCAGUAAUCAGUCCAAGCCCGAGUUCACGGUUGAUCUGCGCGGCGCCUCGGUGGAGUGGGCUUCCAAGGAGAAGUCCAGCAAGAAACACGUCAUCGAGCUGAAGACCCGUCAGGGCACAGAGCUGCUGAUCCAGUCUGAGAUCGACAGCGUCAUCAAUGACUGGUACCGGGCCCUAACCGAGACCAUCAACACUCAUGCUUGGGAGUCCGAUGAAGCCAUUGAGGAAGACAUGCCAGAGUCUCCGGGGGCAGAGAAACAGGACAAAGAGAAGGACCAUCGGGACUCCAAGAAACACAGAAUGAUGAAGAACUCUGUGAGCAUGGACUCUUCGGACCAGAAGAAGACCAGGAUGAAGCUCAAGAAGUUCCUCAUAAGGCGUCCAACCUAUCAGGCAGUCAGAGACAAAGGAUACAUCAAAGACCAGGUGUUUGGCUGCAGUCUGAGCAGUCUGUGUCAGCGGGAGAACACGUCCGUGCCCAACUUUGUCAAGAUGUGCAUCGACCACGUGGAGAACACAGGUACAGACACCUCAAUUGAAUUCAUCUGAAGUUCCUCC
Cyprinodon variegatus (sheepshead minnow) is the source of this 712-nucleotide messenger RNA. Its product is annotated as rho GTPase-activating protein 12-like. Bases 125 to 703 code for a protein of 192 amino acids. The transcript has 5 exons. Gene Ontology annotation, cellular component: cytoplasm. The record is from RefSeq and is a predicted model, not a curated record. Lineage: Eukaryota; Metazoa; Chordata; Actinopteri; Cyprinodontiformes; Cyprinodontidae. Gene Ontology annotation, biological process: signal transduction; regulation of GTPase activity.